This is a messenger RNA of Closterium sp. Yama58-4, 5934 nucleotides long. The record is from the annotation of a GenBank genome assembly. NCBI's taxonomy places the organism in Eukaryota, Viridiplantae, Streptophyta, Zygnematophyceae, Desmidiales, Closteriaceae.
AUGGAUAUGUUAAAUCGCUACAACGCAAUGGCGCAACGAUCGAGCGGCGUAAUGAUUGAGCGACGCAGCGACGCAACGAGAGCAGCAACAGCCGCGGCAGAGACUGCAGUCGCGGCCGUCGCAACUGCUGCAGCAGCCGCCGCCGCCUCCCCUGCCGCGGCCGCCGCUGCAUCUACAGCAGCUGCAGCCGCCACAUCUACUGCAACAGCCGCCGCUGCAGCUACAGCAGCAGCAGCCGCCGCAUCUUCUGCAGCAGCCGCCGCUGCAUCUCCAGCAGCAGCAGCCGCCGCGCCUUCUGCAGCAGCCGCCGCUGCAUCUACAGCGGCAGCAGCUGCCGCAUCAUCUACAGCAGCGGCCGCCGCCGCAUCUACGGCAGCAGCAGCCGCCGCAAUCUACAGCAGCGGCCGCCGCAGCUACAGCAGAAUCAGCCGCCGCUGCCUCUGCAGCAGCAGCCGCCGCCGACCCAGCAGCAGCAGCCGUAGCCGAACCUGCAGCAUCUGCUGCCGCUGUCUCGACUGCCCCGGCCUUGCCUUGCCCUGCUGCUACUGUCACUGCCACCUCACUGCCAAGGAAGACAUUUCACUGUACGACCACGCCCUAGGCCAUGCUACUGCCCCUGACUCCUCUGCUGCUAGCACACUGCGCUCCCAGUGGCAGACCCGCGACGCACACGCUCGCUUUGCUAUCCGCAACUCCCUGCCGCUAGAUGAGCGCGAGCACUUCGGCCAGUGCAAGACUGCUAAGGAACUGUACACAGCCGUAGUUGCUCGCUACUCCUCGCCUGCGUCUGCCACCCUAGGCCGCCUCUCCCUGCCCUACCUGUUCCCCGACCUGGCCUCCUUUCACACUGUCGCUGAUCUCAUCACCCACCUCAAGACUAGUGAGGCCCGUUUUCGCGCUGCCAUGCCUGCCGAGUUCCUUGCUAGCAACCCCCCCCCGCUCUGGCUCACCCUCUACCACAUUGUCACCCGCCUCCCUGACUCUCUGCGCACAGUCAGGGACUCCUUUCUAGCUCGCUCCCCUACUGAGCUCACCAUUGCCCUCCUCGAGAAGGACCUACUUGCAGCUGAGGCGAGCAUCGUCGCCGUAGCGGGCGCCGCAAGAGCAGGGGGGGCAAGGGUGGGGGUGGAGGCGGGGGAGGCGGGGGUGGAGACAGUGGAGGUGGCGGUGGGUCUGGAGAGGCUAGUGGCGGCAGUGGGGGUGGUGACAGCGGCGGCGGGGGUGGUGGCAGAGGCGGAGGUGGCAGCGGCGGCGGUGGCGGUCGUGGCCGUGGCAGGGGUGGAGGUGGCCGAGGCGGUGGCGGUGGCGGUGGCGGUGGUGGCCGUGGAGACGCUGGAGGUGGCCAGACCAUGUGGGAGGUCGCACCCCACGCAGCGCUGCUUCCAGCGCCUGACUGACGCGUGGCGCAUCCAGUUUCCUGGGUCUACUGAGCUCCCCCGCUGGCCUGAGCUGGAAAAGAAGGGUGUUGAUAUCUGGGCUUUAGACUUUGAUGCUAUUCUCACUGCUAUGUAUGCGAUGUCUAUUAGUGGAGAGGGUGCCCAGUACUUGCGUGUUCCGCCCGACCCGGGCAUUCAGGCCAGCCCAGCUGCUGCUCUAGGUGCUAGUGUGUCUGCUCCCACAGGUCCUGCUGCAGCAGCUGCCCUAGGUGCUAGUGCGUCUGUGCCCCCUGGUACUGAGUCGACUGCAGCACUCCACACCUUCACACUGGACUCAGGUGCUUCUCGCUCUUUCUUUCGUGACCGCACUGUCCUUGAGCCACUAGCUCGGCCGGUUGCUGUCUCUCUUGCUGACCCCUCUGGGGGUCCGGUCAUUGCGACCUCCUCCACUACACUUCCGUGUCCAGCGGUUCCGUCCGGCACGCUCUCAGGUCUCUACCUCCCUUCGUUCUCUACGAACUUGGUGGCAGGUUGUGCGCUGCAGGACGGGGGUGUUCACCAGUUCACCCCUGCCUACGAGCGUGUGACACACUGCACGUGUGCUCGGACGGGCCGCCACCUGGCUACUUUCACUCGAGAGCCGGGGUCGGACCUGUACACACUGACCACUGAGUCCCCUCAGGUAGCUGCGUCUGCGUCUGCGUCAGGUCAGCUAUCCGCCCCCUGCUCGUGUCGCUCUCUGGCGCAUGAGACUGUCCUCUGGCACCACCGCCUUGGUCACCCGUCUGUGCAGCGCCUUCGGGCCAUGCACAAACGGGACCUUGUUGCUGGUCUUCCCAGGGUGCUCCCUCCCCUUCCCGACUCGCCUGCUCCUCCCUGUAUUCCCUGUGUCGAGGGACGGCAGCGCGCCGCUCCUCACUCCUCCUCCUUUCCCCCGACGACUGCUCCCUUGCAGACGCUCCACAUGGACGUGUGGGGCCCAGCCCGCGUCCGUGGUCAGGGUCAGGAGAGUCGAGCCCGUCUCCAGCUAGGCAAGCGCUUUCACUCGGACUUUCCUGUCCUGCGCUUGCACUCUGACAGAGGUGGUGAGUUCGCCUCCGACCUCUUGGCAGCCUACUGUGCUGAGCACGGUAUUGAGCAGUCGUUCACGCUUCCGGCCUCUCCGCAGCAGAAUGGGGUCGCUGAGCGCCGCAUUGGCCUAGUCAUGGAGGUCGCUCGUACCUCCCUGACCCAUGCGGCUGCUCCCCACUUUCUGUGGCCGUUUGCGGUCCGAUACGCUGCGCAUCAGCUCAACCUCUGGCCCCGUGUCUCCUUGCCGGAGACUUCCCCGACUCUGCGGUGGACGGGAGAGGUUGGCGAUGCGUCGCGUUUCCGGAUCUGGGGAUCUCGAGCUUUUGUCCGCGACACGUCCGCGGACAAGCUCUCGCGUCGCGCCGUUCCCUGUGUCUUUCUUGGCUUUGUGCCUGACGCGCCUGGAUGGCAGUUUUACCACGUCACCUCGCGCCGGGUUCUGGCCUCUCAGGACGUCACUUUUGACGAGUCCGUCCCCUUCUACCGCCUCUUCCCCUACCGCACUGCCCCGCUCCCCCCCCCGCCUCUCUUCCUUGCUCCAGGUGCUGAGGUACCAGACCCCCUCCCCCCUCAGGGUGCCGCUCCCUCAGGUGUGUCCCAGGUAGACCCGGGUGAGCCUGUCGAGGUAGCUGUUGACUCGCGUCCUGCGUCUGGGGGUGCUGAGCCUGGGGGUGCUGAGUCUGGGGGUGCUGAGUCUGGGGGUGCAGAGCCUGGACGUGCGGAGCCUGGGGGUGCUGAGCCUGGAGGUGCGGAGCCUGGAGGUGCGGAGCCUGGUGGUGCUGAGUCUGGGGCUGCUGAGUCUGGGGGUGCUGAGUCUUCGGGUGCUGAGCCUGAGCGUACUACACCUGGAGGAGCCCUCUCCUCCCAGCAGCUGCAGGAGAGGUACCUCGAGUACUGCCGCCUCCGGAGAGGUGCUUCUGGAGCUCGUCCCAGUACUUCCCCUCCUACCCAGGAGCUCCCCCCCAUUCAGGUGAUCCGAGAGUGGUACACACGGCGCUGCAGUCUUCGGAGUGGUGCUCCUGGUGCAGCGGACCCGAGCGGUGGCGCUGUUGCUGGUGCUGAGGACCCGGACGCUGGAGCUGCUGCUGGUGCUGAGGACCCGGGCGUUGGAGCUGCUGUUGGUGCUGAGGACCCGACCGGCGGCGCUACUGCUGGUGCUGAGGACUCGGGCGUUGGGGCUGCCGCUGGUGUCCCUGCUGGUUCUGGAGACGCUGUGCGGCCGCGACCGUACUUCGUACCACUCCUUCAGCAGGUUCUUGGUCAGGCUCCUCCUCCUAGUCCUCCUCCCACCGUCGAGUGUCCUCUGCCUGUCCCACCGCAGUCACAGUUACCGCCUGCCUCGCCUCUCCCUGCUCCCUCUCCUUACACUGGUCCCACAGGAGGUCUUACAGAGCGUCGUGAGCCUGAGUCUCGUCCUGCGUCGCCUGUUCGUACUACUCGCACUGGUCGUCGUAUCCCACGUGAGCGUCCUCCUCUUGUCCCUGGCACUCACUACAUGACCUUGCGUCCCUCCACUGCUCCGCAGCGUGUCCCGCUGCCGUCUCCUCCUGCGUCAUCUCUUCCUACUCUUCCUGACCCGGAGUCUGACUCCCGUCGUGCGGCCAGUCCCACUGUUACGCGUCUCCUCGCUACAGUUGUCACUGACCCGACCUUUGAGUCCUCUGCUGCGUCUGCUCUGGUCGCUGAGCUGGUUGACUUUGCUGCUCGCUGUCGCUUAGACUACGCUGCCAGCCUUGUCGCUGAGUCUGAGUCUGAGUCUGCCUGUCCUCCGUCCGUCGGGGGUGAGUGUGCUCUUGGCACGGACGUCCUUGAGGACAGACAGGAGGAGUUCCAGUGCUUUGCUGCUGCUUUGCCCCAUCUCGUGUCCAUGCUAGUUGCCCUUGAGGGAGACCCGGAUGCACCAGACAUCCCGACCCCGCGCUCUUACGCUGAGGCGAUGGCGGGUCCCUACUCCUCUCAGUGGCAGACAGCCAUGGACGCAGAGAUGGCUUCCUGGAAGUCCACACGCACCUACGUCGACGACGUUCCCCCUCCUGGGGCGAACAUCGUCAGUGGCAUGUGGAUUUUCAGGGUGAAGCGGCCGCCGGGUUCUCCUCCUGUCUUCAAGGCACGCUACGUGGCUCGAGGCUUCAGUCAGCGAGAGGGAGUCGACUUCUUCCAGACCUUCUCCCCCACCCCGAAGAUGACCACUCUUCGGGUGCUGCUGCACAUAGCCGCUCACCGCGACUACGAGCUUCACUCACUUGACUUCAGCACUGCUUUCUUGCAGGGCAGCCUGCACGAGGAGAUCUGGUUGCGCCGCCCUCCUGGCUUCACUGGGUCGGUUCCUCCUGGCACCCAGUGGAGGCUUCAGCGGCCGGUCUACGGUCUCCGUCAGGCGCCACGUGAGUGGCACGACACACUGAGGACGACGCUUGCGGCUCUUGGGUUCGCUCCCUCUACUGCUGACCCGUCGCUGUUUCUACGCACCGACACCUCGCUGCCGCCGUUCUACAUCCUCGUGUACGUUGACGACUUGGUCUUUGCCACAGCUGACACAGCGGCACUCGCCCACGUGAAGUCGGAGCUGCAGAGGAGACACACGUGUACAGACCUGGGUGAGCUGACAAGCUAUCUUGGCUUGCGGAUCACCCGGGACAGAGCACGGCGCACCAUCACCUUGACUCAGUCACACAUGGUGCAGCAGGUUCUCCAGCGCUUCCGCUUCACGUACUCCUCGCCUCAGUCCACUCCUCUGCCUACCGGUCACUCGCUCUCAGCUCUGCCUUCGGAUGAGUCCGUAGAGCCGAGUGGCCCGUAUCCAGAGCUUGUGGGCUGCCUCAUGUACCUGAUGACCUGCACUCGACCUGACCUUGCAUACCCCCUUAGCAUCUUAGCACGCUAUGUCGCUCCUGGCCGUCACAGGAAGGAGCACAUGGAUGCUGCUAAGAGGGUGUUGCGCUACUUGUGCAGUACGUCGGGCAUGGGGCUUGUGCUUGGAGGGCGGGACCGGGUUGUUCUCACAGGGCACUCAGAUGCUUCUUGGGCAGACGACCAGGCUACUCAGCGGUCGUCACAGGGUUACACCUUCAGCCUUGGCUCUGGCUCAGUUUCUUGGCGUUCUACUCGUUCGUCUUCUGUUCUCAGCUCCAGUUGUGAGGCUGAGAUCUACGCCACAGCCAUGGCUGCUCAGGAGCUGCGCUGGCUGACCUACCUGCUGACCGACCUCGGAGAGCGGCCUCGUUCUCCUCCAGUGCUGUACGUCGACAACAAGGCUGCCAUUGCCUUGUGUGAGGAGCACAGACUGGAGCACAGAACGAAGCACAUUGCUCUGCGGUACUUCCUUGCUCGAGAGCUGCAGCAGCGCGGUCAGCUUCGUCUGCGUUACGUGGCCACUGAGGCCAACACUGCUGAUGUGUUCACCAAGGCACUCCAGCCUUGUGACCAUCAGCGCUUCUGUACUCUGUUAGGUCUUGUGCCUACUGGCCCUCACUUGCUCACUUCUUGA